Leptomonas pyrrhocoris is the source of this 11754-nucleotide messenger RNA. RefSeq lists its product as hypothetical. NCBI's taxonomy places the organism in Eukaryota, Euglenozoa, Kinetoplastea, Trypanosomatida, Trypanosomatidae. The transcript has a single exon. The coding region runs from base 1 to 11754 and encodes 3917 amino acids. The record is from RefSeq and is a predicted model, not a curated record.
AUGUCUGUUGUUGCAUCCCCCACAGCAGGGCCUCCGCCGUGCAGCUCGUACGAACUGCUGGGCCCCAAAGAGGCCGGUCUGUUUUACGAAGAGGCCUGCCGUCGUGAAGGGUUGCAUAUUCACUCCACCUUUCUCAAACAGCUGCUGCUCGGCUCUGUGCUGAUCCAGUUUGAGAACGGCUACCUUGGCGGGAACGGCAUUUCGCCCAUUGUACAGACACUGCAGCGUAUUCCUCUGCACGCGCUGCUCCUCAGCAAAUGCGCGCUCAGCUCCGAAGAUGUCAAGCUGCUGUGCGCCGGCCUCGCCACGCACCCGCAGCUGGAGAAGAUCGAUGUGCGCGGCGUGGAGCUCACCAUUGGCGCCGUGAAGGAGUUGCUGCACUUGGCGACGCGCAACACCCACAUUACGGAGAUUCUGAUGGACGAAGGGCUGCCAAAGUUUGUGGCAGUGCAGCAACAGUGUGAGCGGAACGCGCAGGCGGGCGGCGUGCAAAUGAGCGCCUGUGUUGCCUGUAACGCUGGUGUGUCUGUUGAAGCGCGCUCUUCCUGUGAGACACUCGUUCUUCGUUUCGUGUUGGAGAAUCUGAAGCCGCACACCCACUCCAUCAGCGCCGCCUGUCUCACGAUGCUGUGCGGGGCGCUGCAGCUGUGCAUCGAUCGCAAUGACGGUGUGCUGAGUGUGUGCGGGGAGGCUUGCGCGGAGUCGCUGGCAAACGACCUGUGCCGGUGUGUGUGGAGCGUCCCAAAGGCGUUCGUGUGGAAUGUGCCGUACGACCUUCCCAAGAUAUCUUUUCUACGCACCUUUCUGUCCCACAAGCAAGGGCUAUUUCAGCGGGACAGGAGCGCACUGGAAGCUGCGUCGUCCACGCUGUCCAAGUCGUUCUUUCAGCCCGGUCCGGUCGACGCCCGGGCAGAGGAGUCGUGGCGCACGAGGAAGCCCCGCAGCGACAUCGACGUCUUUUUCGACAACACCGCGGACCGCGAUGUGGCGCGGUGCACCAUCUGCGGACAGCCCGGCGUGUGUACGACGGACGGGCCCACGUGGCUACUGCGGACACUGCAGAUCGACCUUGAAGAGCACGGCGCUGCCAUCACCCCCGCUGCGUUGCUGCGGCUGUGUCGCCUGUUCACCGCGCACGCGUGCGUUCGCCCCUGUUCACGCCGCUGCCUGCGCCACCUCGUCCGCUACGCCCUUUACGGCUACGGCGGCGUGAACUGCAGCUAUGUGGGCGGCUUCCCUCCGCUGUCCAGCGUUCUCGGCGGCGCGGCGGAGCUGCUGCGGCUGCCGCUUGUGGACUUCACCGUGGUGGACAUCGCGGCGGAGUCGGUGGACGACGUGGCAAGCGAGGAGAUCAACUGCGCCUUGACGGUGGCGAGUGCAGUGAGCGACACGGACGGUGUGGCCAUGGACCCGUACCUCGUGUUCUCGAUUGGUCGGCAGCUGCGGAAAAUGUCGACCACGAGCAUAGGAAUGGACUUGGCGAGCGCGUGCGAGGCGGUGCGGUUGGUCGGCUGCUUGCCGGCGGAGGAUGCCCCGUAUAAACGCUCCGGUGGAGACGUGUCGGGCAGCACCACGGUUGAGACGGCUGCCCGACCGCCGCGUGACCUCGUGGCGGAUUGGUCAGCCUGGAGCGCUGCGAGUGGGCAGACGACGGUGAGAAGGUGGCUGCACAGCGCCUUUGCCCACCGCCGUCAGCGGGUUUGCUCGAUUGACGGGCCGCACCGCGACGUGUUCGACAACACCCGCGCCGCCUUGUGGGCGCUGCGGCAGCAAGGCCGCUCUGUCUUGGUCACACUGAAGAUCGCCAUGUGGUGGCUGUCGCUGAAGGACGGCGUGGUGCCCACGACCACCUCUGGCCACACCCACGGGUUCUUCACCACGGCGAAGAUCAUUGGGCAGUCAACCCGCGUCAGCACGGUGUACCUCAUUUUGCAGUGCCCCUUCGGGAAGCAUGUCGGAAACAAUGGCCUCCUAUAUGUGCCGAAGCCGGUGUUUCUGCAGUGUGUGCGCGGCCUGGCGUUUGUCUUUGCCGACGCCCUCACCAUGGAGUACCGUGCCGCCGGCUGGCGUGCGUCACUGUACGCGAACGAGCUGGUCGGCCCUGCCUUGGGUGUCCCAAACAGCACCUCCUUGCAGCGUCUUCGGCAGCUCUUUAGCUACAUCAGCUCUCACGCUCACGGCCGCAAGCACAUUGACGGCGCGGCGUGGCGACUCAUUGGCUGCCGCGUGCCCGCCAGGCUGCUGCUGCAGCUGUUCGACAAGGAGCACCUGCCGGCGGCGCUCAGAUUUCUCGGUGACGCUUUGGGGAUUGCCGCAGAGGGCGGUGUUACCACUGCUUCAGCGACACACGGGAACGGCGCGUACGACGCACGCGACGCCCACCGCACCUACUGGGAACGCAUUCUGCUGUCCAGCCGGUAUCCGUCGCAGCUGCUCUUCUUUUUCAGUGAAGUGCUGGGAAGUGGGCGUUGGCUGCAGCAAGCCUUUGAGACCGCCGCCACCAUCCGGCUCCAGACUGCGCCAGAAUCAUCACCGCCACCAAGCGAAGCCGCAACACAAUCAAUGGGGGCGGGUAGGAAGAGCCGCGACGCAAUCGGAGCCACGCGUGCGUGGCUGACGCUCAGCACUGUGCCGGACCUGAACCUUCUCUCGCACGAACCAGCCACCAUCGCAGAGGCGAUCGCCACGAAAGCCGAAGCGCCAUCUCCCUUGAAGGUCGGACGGGGAAGAGGGAGCUGGCCGAACACCUCCACAACUAGUACGGUGCCUGGCGACACGACCCGCACUUCUCGCUCUCCGAAACCGCCCAAGUCUCAGCCUCCUGCGCAGACGUCGUCGCGGGGUCGCGUCCGCGGUGCGCCGUUGGUCCCCAGCGAGUUCGCGCCGUCGUUGGUGAACUCUUCUCUGUCCGUCUCACGCACUGCGCUUACUGGGAAGUCCGCCCAGGCCACGGAAAAAGUCCCGGCCAACCCGACGGCGGUUGGCAUGGCGUCCGCCCUGCAGCCCAGCUCGGUCAGCACAUCGCAGAACAAGCUGCAGCAUCAACUGCAGAAAGGGUGGAAGGUGGAGCGGACCGUGCGCAAUGCGCUGUUGAAGGACGCCGCCCGUGUGGGUGUUGUCGAGUACCUUCGUACAUGGAUCCAGGCGUCCCGAGCAGGGGAAUCGCCGUUCGGAGCGACGCAGCGUGGUGGUCUAGGGGAUUUCGCCGCCGCCGCCGCUAGCAGCAGCAGCAGCAACGCUGGGCCAAGCUCCGGCAUGCAAGAUGCCGCCGACAACGAUAUUCCGGCCCAUUUGUUCGGCAAACCGUGGUUUGCCAUUCCCGUGCAAGUUGACGACAACGGUGACAACGGAGAGGCAGCGCCGCCUGACUUGCAUCUACUCUUCAUCGGGAACAGUGUAUCGGUGUACAGCAUGCACGCCUCUCGCCUGCUCUGCCGCCCUACGCUGAUGAGCGCAGAUGCCCUCACCGCCACCUUCCCCUUUGCGACCGGCGUGGACGCGGCAGCGGUGCACCCGACAAACGCGGAUCUCGCUUUUUUCUUCUCUGGCCGGGAGUGGCUGCUGUUCCACUUGAGGCUACUAGAGUGCGUCGAUGGCCCCUAUCCACUGGGCACACACGGUCAGUUUCGCAAGCUCCCUGCCGCCUUCCACGAAAGCGUAGACAGCGUGAUCGCCAUCCCGAACUCGAGCAAGUUGGUGUUCUUCCGCGGCUACUCGUACGUCGUCUUCGAUGCGCUGACACGGCGGUGCGUUGGUGGGGUGGGGCUGCUGCAUCAACCGCUGUCCGACGACGCAGAGGGUGGUGCCCAUGCCGAAGGUGCCGUGCGUAAUAUCAACGCACCCGCGCUCGCCGAGGCACUGCGUCGUAAGAAGGAAAAAGAAGACGCUUUCUUCAACGCUGUGCGUCCGUUCGCUGCUUCUCAACCGCUCGCUGCUCAGAGUUCUCGUGGUACGGCAGCCGCACCUCUGCGUGACGGGCGCGUCAUGGAGCCCGACGGCGAUACCGUGACCGGCGGAGACGUGCCGGCUUCUUCCUGUGCUCUGCACAUCACACCGGAGCUGCAGCGACUUCUGGGAACGGCGCCGAUGUCAUCGUUAACGACGCGGAACGCCGUCACCGCCGGCUCCGCAGCGUCGUCUGUUUCGCACUGGCUCGUGAACCGCCGUGGCGACGUGGUGGCGGUGGAAUGGGAGCUCCAGACAAUCAACACCGGCGCUACUGCUAGGGCUGAAGGAACGGCGCGCACAGAUGGCAAGCCGACCCCACAAUGGGUGCUGCGUUGCCUCAACACAAAGCAGUGCCUAUCUGCCUCAAAGCUACCGCUGGCUGAUCUGCCACUUGUUUUCCGGCAGAGUUCACCCAGCGCGUUGCCUGCGCUGUGUGCGCUGGCGAUGAGGACGGACUUUGUCUUGGAAGACGCUUACGGAGAGGCGGCAACCGUCUCCAAUAGCAACGCUGAAAGCAGCGGUGCCUCCCCGUUCGCUUCGCGGUUGCAGCUUUUUGAUCCGGAAGGCGGGAAGCAGGCACUCGUGUCUGCAGCACUGAUCGCCGCUGCCGGCGGCGAUCGCUCGCCCGGGUCCUCGCUGUCGAGUACCGUGGACUCCUCGACCGUCGCGGACCACCGUCACACACGCGGCAGCAACAACGGUGCUGUGGUCGGCGCUCCCGACGCGGCAGACCUGACGACCGCUGCGCCUUCCAUCGAGCGCACCUAUACCCCUGCUACGGUGAUUACGUCGUCCCUUGCUUCCACCUCGGUGGCGCAGCGGAUGCCGUUGGCGUUGUCGCGCAGUGGACCAGUUGUGGCGGCCCAUGAGAAGAGCGCCGCCUCCUCUGCUGGUGCUGCUGUGGCGGCGCAGCCAUCGUGUGGUGGCUGGGAGCGUGAGGUGUUCUUUUACGGAGAUGGCGGUCCUGAAGACUUCGUUGCUUCACAGCGCGGUAACCGUGAGAACACAAGGGAUGCGGUGACGAAUACUGGACUAGGCACACCCUACCCGACAGACGACUCGCCAGGCAGGGCUUCUCCUCGGCGGCGCUACAUCGAGUACGACCUUGGCCUUUCCGAACCGCGCCGCGCGUUUUCGGCGUUGCUGCUCGUCCUGGACACGUCUUUCCUACCGUCCGCGGUGCUGCAGUUGGCGCCAUUGACCGCGUCUGUGGAGUGCAGCAUGGAGGGGGAGAUCUACUUUCCGCAGGCCGUCCUUCGCAUUGCAGGGCCUGUGACGGCGGCGAAGUGGCGCGGCGGCCCGCUCGUGGUGGAGCCGCGUGCGGCACGUUUUUGGCGCCUGCGCUUUCACACGUCUGUCCCCGUGACGGUGGGCAUCGUGCGUCUAUUUUGGUUUGAGGCACCGUGCGGCUCACCUCGCCGCGUCGUCCCCUCCGUGCCGCUGUCAACGCGUGUUGCUCUCCCUCUCACAGUGCACACAGCACCCGGCUACGACGCGGUGUGCGAAAGCGGGGGUGCGAGUGGCAGUGGUGGUUUCCCGCCCAUCAGGGUGGAUGCGGACUGUGUGGUCGCUUCGCCGGAGCUGUUGCUGCGGAGUGAGAACAUGCUGCCGGUGAUUGUGGACGACCCGAGCGCGCACCCUCGCGGCUGGUACGGCCAUCACACUGUUUUCCCGCUCCCGGCACCGCACAGCACGACCUGCCUGAUAUGCUGCGACGCGUCGUUUAUUGAAGUUCACGUAGGACAUAGCCGUACAAGUAGUAGUAGCGGGACCGAAAGCGGAGUGCCAGACGCUGGGCUUUGGCCAUCGGCGGCAGCGCAGGACUUUGCCGAUUAUUCGAGGUUCCGCGGUCUUCCCUACCCCUUUGCGCUCGGGUGGGACGCCAAUUUUUACCCGUCUCCCCAGGAACAGCCGGGAUUGCUCUGCCUCAUACGAGGGGACUUGAUGCUGAUGUGGGACAUCGAGACCGGAAAGGCUCAGGGCGCUGCCGUGGCCUGGAGGCAGUCCGCACUUCUCGAGGGACUGCGUGCGACACCGAUGGCCCGUGUCGUCGCAACAGUCAACUGCUGGUCAGGGGUUGACACAACCAGUGUCGUCGCCUUCUUCUACGAACCUUCGUCUCUCUCCCUAUCGUGUGAAGUGGAGUACAUCGAGUUCGACGUGAUACGGCAGGAGGUGGUGUAUGGUCCAGCAACGCUGGCAUCACACCUGCGCACUCGCUACGGCGCGUCGCUUCCCUCGCCGUCCUCUGCGAACACAUUGCUGACGGUGCUGUGCAGCCCGCAGGCACCCUCCACGCUGUUUUUGCUUUACGCGCAGGCGGUGUACGUGCUCUCCGUAAAAGGCGCCGGGGCCGCAGAAGCGUCGAUGGGGAAGCCACCGAGCGCUAUUGCGAUGACGGAGUCGCCUGUGUUUUACACCGUGCCACUGCUGCUGCCCAAAUGGGGCACGCGCCACCACCACUGCGAUAUCACGUUGGAUCUGGCAUCGCUCCUGCUGCCUCCGCGGCCGGAUCAGAGCGAAAAUGACGACGAUGACAUGGAGAAUGAAGGGGCGCUCGUUGUCGGCAUGCAGCUCAUCAGCAGCGGCGGACGGAGCGGUUGUGCGACGGGCUGGCAGGUACAGUGCAGUGAGCACGGCCGUGUCUGGGAGGACGUCGCGGUUCACCGUCAGAACUCGGGUGAGGGAGUCGUGGGGGAGACGACGUGGACGCCGCGGGCUGCCGGGCGCUACAGCACAACUCGUUUUUGGCGCUUUAAACGUCUUUCCUGCAGCGGCGGCGCCGACGAGAGCUCGGAAGCGGUGAGGAACAACAGUGACGACUGCCUUCAAAGCUAUUCACAGCUGCGUCUGCUGAGCAUUCCGCGCAGGCGGUGCGUCGAGGUCCCUGUUCGCGUGUCCGGUACCGACAUGAGCGCGUGCUCCACGGAUGUCUGCAGCUCCUUCUUCGCGACGGGGGCGCGUGCUUCUACGCUCGCACUGAUUCGACGCGCUGGCGACAACACGACGCCGCCUUCUGUCGCCACUGACGGUGACGCGUACGAGCUGGUGUGGGAUUACGGGCUGUCGUUGAUCGUCCUUAGCGGUGUCACCUUCACGACGGCAAACAAACCAGCGAAUGCACAGCUGUCGUGGACCGUGUACGGGAGCGCCGCCGUCGAUGCGGGCCACUGGACUCCACUGGCCACCACCGUCGUCACAAGUGACGCGGCGUACACCUCGCUUUCGUGGGUGCCGGGCGGGCCAUAUCGGUACUGGCGUUUGGCCUGCGCGGUGAACAGUAUUUCUGGUCACACUGGCGACGGACGUGAAUGGCCCGCGACGCUUCUUCUCUCGGCAUUCCGCGUCUACGUCUACGAAGGGCCGCUAGUGGGUCUGCAGAGCGUCACCGGCGGUCACCUCCACGCCACCUCUUUGCUUUGGCCCUCCUCCCUUACAGCCGUCACAGCGCCCUGCAGCCUUCCCUGCAACGUAAACGGCAGCAUUUUAUUGAACCGAGUUGUGGAGGCGCUGACGUGGUGCAAACUGGACUUCUGCAUCAGCAGCGACUGCACUGUCUGCGUGGCGAUGGAGUGGAGCGCGGACGCGACGGAGUGGUGCACGGUGGCGCUCAUCACCUUCAGCAUCGGCAACGCCGUGAGGGACAAGGUGCACGAGGCGGUGCUGUCGUGGCAGAGCUGCGGUCCGCGGCGACUGUGGCGCAUUCGCGUGCAGGACGUCACCUCCAACGUGACGUUCAUGCCACUUCGCCUCCACCUCGGCACCUCGCCAGCGGAACACGUAAUGAAGCUACCCUCGAAAGAGUUGUUGUUCGACGCAACGAUGCCGCUCCAGCCGACAUCCGCCACGCCCGCGCUGACGCGCAAAAGCUCAGUGCAGACGGUGGCAGAUAAACGGCUUUCUGGCGGCACCGUUUUUUCUGCGGUGGCUGCCAACGACGCGACGACAAAGACGUCUCCCAACACUGCUGCUGCUGCUGCUGCCGCCGCCGUGGGUGUCGCUUCAGCAACAAGGGACUUACGGUUACAAUCGCCUCAGCGCUUAAUCGGCGUGCGUGCGGCCCUGCCCUCGCUUACGUCGCGCUACGCGGUCGAAUACCUCGGCUUGGAUGGCGUGUCGUGGAUCUCUGCGUCUGUUUUGCAGGCUGGUGCGGUCUCUGACGAGGAGCGCCAGCGGAUGGCGUUUCAGAGUUCCGGUUUGGCUACCGACGUCACGGCCGCAGCGACACCGCAGUCAAUAAUGGCGUCUGCGUGGUGGGACGGUGCCUCUGUUUCGCCGAGUACGCAGUGGCGACUGAAAAGCCUGACCAUAGCCGGAGAAGCGUCUUCCGCACUGCCGCCAACGCAGCAAAGCGUGCGCGGCGUGGAGUGGUUUGCGGAGAUUGGCAUGGCGACGCAGACGGUGGACACCUCGGAAGUGCCGGGCGUUGUGGUGGGGACGACAGGCUUUAAUGAGGUGCGGCCUCCGCUCUGCCUCAGCGGGAAGGAAAGAACAACGACAGUGACGGCUGGCAGGUCCGUUGUGACGGCAGCCCCGGUGCUUCAGUGCACCGUCGUGUCGUCCAGCUGCGGGUUCGUGGCGAGCAGUGACGUUGAGAGCACCGUCACUUGGUCGUUCGUCUCACCGGUCCUUCUCGAUCAGCUCUCUCUGCACCUGCGCGCAACCCUCGAGGCGGUGGAGGAGAAUGAGGAAGGAGCGGGCGGAGAGAACGGUGCCACCCCCGCUUCACCAGUGAACGGCGAGGCGGCGUUGCAGAGCCUGUGGGUGGAGACGAGCGACAACGGCGAGGACUUCGUCGCGGUGGCGCACUCCUUCUGGUGGCUGCCGGACACGACGGUGACCCUGUCGUGGGAGGAGGUCCCGCCGGCCCCGUUCUGGCGACUGCGGCUGUCGAAGGUGGCGGCUGCAGCGACGUCGCCACUGUCACCGCGGCAGCAGACGGUCAGUUGCUUGCUGGAGAUCUUCGCUGCUUGCUGGGGCGUCCGGCGGUCCAGUCCAGCCCUCACCGCCCACGUGCGCAUUCCAGCGCUGGGCAGUUUCACGAACACGGCCUACCGCACCUGGCUGAAGGACUGCUUCAACCACGAGGACGCCUUUAUGCGGGAAUGCCAGGAUGCCCUGGACGAAGUCCGUAGCGUUGAGUCGAAGCUGCGCACGGCGGGGAGCAUGAGCGCGCCUGCGAUGGUGGCUGCGGUGGUGCAGAGGAUGCGUGCGGAGUAUCAGAUGUUUAUUCAAAAGACGGCGAAGGAAGCGGCCCGCCUGCUCCGCCUCAACGCCGAGGACGAUAAAGCCACCGCGUCGCCGACGCCAGCGGCAACCUAUAACAUGAGUCCAAUCAGCGACGACGCCCACCCGCGGUCGGCGUCUUGGCCUUCCGUACCGAACCGCGUGCACGCAUCACUGCUGUCGCCGGAGCGUGCGUCCUCGGAUGUGGUGUUGCUGCUCCACGAGUCCGCGACAAACCCGCUGCUUGGUGCGUCCAAGUGGACUCAACUGGCGGAGCUGCUCAAUUACCCACUCGCCUUUCGCGAAGCGUAUCGGUUCACGAAGAACUCCUUACGCUGGUUCUACCCCUGCCUCGAAAUCGUCGGACAAUCCGCACAGGAGUGGUAUGGCUUUCCCCCCGAGAACGUCUGUGCGUCGUUCUGCGUCUACUGGUCUCUCUCGUCGGCGCUGCAGCGCAGAAAAGAUGCGCUGCUCGCGUCAAACGAUCUCAUUCUCCCACUCAGCGAGCACGUCGCGAGCCCGAUCGUGGUGGUGCAGAUCAACGAGCUUGAUUGGUCGCCGAGUCAGCACUUCCCGAACGUGCCGUUCCUGUGCGCGACAAACUUCAAUGAUCGGCCUACCACUGUCGUGUUCGCGCUGAACGACAUCGUCUUCACACCGCCGUACGCACUGGGGGCACCGUCCGCGAAGGACUCGCAGGCGCUCACCUCUGCCUACCCGUACACGAUCUCCGCAGGCGUGAACUUCGUACAGGCGCGCCGGCUGGACAGCUGCCCGGCCCCGGUCUUCGACGUCUUGCGCUACAUCCUGGCGCCAUCGUUUUUCCAGCCUGCAGCGGCGGAGAAAGGAGGCAAGACACCGCUACAGCGUCGCAGCAACGUGCCAGCCAGCAACAAUGACAAUCUUGUGCUCAUGGUGCUCACAACGUCGUCGCUGCAACAGGGCUCGGGAGACACAGCGGAGGGCGUGGCGGCACAACUGCGCUUCACCGUGCCUGCCGAGGGCGUCGACUUCGGACUGCGCGGCCUGGUGAUAGACGCGCUGGAGUUUGAGGUGACGAUGGCGGCGGACGGCCCGGCGAAGCAGUGGUCGUACCAAACCACGUUUGUUACGCACGGGGCGCGGUUUGUGGCGCAGGGAGGCAGCCGCAGCGGCAGCGGCGAUGGUGCGACGGAGGUGCCGGUGAGUCUGCUGGGCAACGUGGAGAUGCACGGACUGCCCGUGGUCGGGCUGCGCGGCAGCCUGGGCAACGCUCGGCUUACCGCGGUGGCGGACGUUCCUGGCGCCGUCGUGACGAAUGUAAUCUUUCACACCAUCGCACAGGUCGAGCGGGUUCCGGCGUCUGUCACAGUUUUAGGCGACGCCGAGAACGACGGCGCAGCGGAGAUGCCACCACCGUGGGAGUGCUUCCCGCUGCAGUCGGAGGGACUCGUGGCGCUCCCAGGGAUGCCGUACAACUGCAGCUGCACGUGCGUCUUGAACCUGCCGAGCACCGCGCGCGGUGCGUUGGAGGUGUCACAGUUGCAGGUGGCGUUGCACCGCUGCUCCUUGAGCGACGUGCAGGCGUUCUGUCGCGCGUGUAGUGGUGGAGGCGGUGGGGAAGCAGAUCCACAGCCCAUCACCGCCGCGCCAGUGUUUCCUGCGCAGCCGUUUGACGUGUGUGGCGUGCACGUGCAGCUGGCGGCGUUUCUGAAGGUGGCCGCACGGUCUCCAAGCACAGCGGCGAGUCAGCGAAGCGGCGGCACCACCCUGCACGGUCAAGGCCUGCUCUACCUGGACAACAACGUGUUGCAAGGGGCAACAGUGGAGAUGUUCUGCGGGCACGCAUCCGUGACGGUGAUGGCCACCUGCCCUCACCCCCUACGUUUUGGCGCGCUCGUUGUGGAGGGGACGGAGGAGCAUCCUGUUUCGGUUCAACUGUUGCUGAGCGCGUCACCACCAACGGUGCACCAACCACAUCAACACGGCAGUAAUUCUGGAAGUGGAGGGGCCACUUACAACGGUUCCAAAACCCCCUGCGCGUCGCGUCGCUUGCUCAUCGCGGGAUCAGCGCACCUCUUCGGACGGCAGCAGCGGGCCCGGGUGUCGCUGGAGCUGUCGUACUGCGCCGACACCGGACCCGUUGUCACACUUGUCGGGCACUCCCUUCGCCACGCCGGACUCGUGGCGAGCGUACAGGACAGUGCGGUGUCGCUGGCGUGGCGCUACGCCCAAGUCACGGUGGACGAGUUGUCGCUCCGUCGUGCCCUCGCGCGUGAGCUGGGCCACGUCCCCAUUGUCGCGGCCCUCCGCGCACAUGGGAUUCCGCUGGUGUGCGUUGUGUCUACGGUCAAUGCCGCGCCGUUUGACUUGUCCGCGCAACGCCUCUCUCUCCGCCUCAAGGGACAGCUCUUUGGGGCAUCCUUCGACGUCACGACGUCCGUUGUCUGCCCCGACGACGCCGAGGAUGCGUGGUCGGUGAUGGCGGCACGUCUCUGCCCGGAGGUGGUGGAGCAGUGUGAGGAGAAUCUGUGGGCGUCCUACGCGAACGUGGUGGGCUGUCGCAUGCAAGUUCCACAGGAUGCAGAGGUGGCGGAAUGA